CACCUCCCUUUACCCAAACUGCUUUCCUAUGGUCUGUCCCAGAGAGAGAGAGAAGCUCUGUUUGUGUGUGACCACAGAGGGCCGCUUCUGUUGCUGCACUUUUUUCACCCGGCAUCAGAUGCAGAUAUGUGUGAAAAAGAAGUUAAAGAGAGCGCCUGUCUGUGUUCCAGCUCGUCCGAAUAAGUUUAACGUGGUGAGAGGUCACAUCGUCUUUGCCCUCUGGAUGUGCAACUUAUCUUUCUGACAGUUCAUGUGUUUUAGUUCUGAGAGUUGUGACCAAGACAGAAGAACAGAGAUGAGGAUGAUUUGUUUGGAAAGGAGCUAAAGACGAUUUUGGGAUACAGUACAGAAAGUUGAUAGAAAGUUUGGAUUUAAAAUGAACCCGAUUCGGAAAGACAUGGAGCUGCUGAGUAACAGCAUGGCCACUUAUGCCCAUAUCAAAGCCAACAUGGAAAGCUUUGCGCUGUACUUCAUGCUGGGGGUAUGUUCUGGUCUUCUCCUGGCUUUGGUCCUUCUCAUAUUGGGCAUCACCUGCAGGCCACGGUCAAAGGUGAAGACACCCGACAAGAGACACCUUAAAGAGUCCAGGGAGGAAGAGGAGGAAAAGCAAGAAGACAGUGAGGAACUGGACGAUGAAGAUUUAGAGCUCCCCACGGUUACUGUGAGCCCCGCCGCGAGCGAUCAGAGUCAGCUGACUGGGACUAUCAAAAGCAUCAAUGUGUUUACUUCUGCAGAGGAGCUGGAGAGAGCCAGGAGACUGGAGGAGAGAGAGAGAAUCGUUCGGGAGAUCUGGAGAAACGGACAGCCGGAUAUUCUGGUCACAGGCACGGGAACGCUGACCCGAGUUCACUACCAUUAGAUUGUUUUAAGGGGAACUUGUGUGAAAUGUACCUCCAUGUUUUUUACAUGAUUUGCAUAUUACUGUGGAGGUUUCUGUGGUCAGUUUCAUAAGCACGUGUCAUCUGAAUAAUUUGGAGAUUUUAAAGGGACAGUUCACCCAAAAAUGAAAAUUCUGUCAUCAUUUUCGCAUCCUCAUGUUGUUCUAAACCUGUUUGAAUUUCUUCUUUCUGAUGAACAUAAAAGAAGAUAUUUUGAUAAAUGAUGGUAAACACAAAGCUGAUGGUAACCCUUGACUUACAGUAGGAAAAACAAAUAUGAUGGAAUUCAAUGGGUACUGUCAACUGUGCUUCUUACCAUCAUUAAUAUCUUCAUCGUUUAUCACAAUACUUCCAAAAUAUUUGUUUUCCUACUAUGGAAGUCAACGGUUACCAUCAGCUCUGUGUUUACCAUCAUUUAUCAAAAUUCAUACAGGUUUAGAAAAACAUUAGAAUGAGAAAAUGAUGACAGAAUUUUCAUUUUUGGGUGAACUUUCCCUUUAAUGUUGCAUUUAAGAUCCAUACAGGUUUGUAUAUAUAUUUUAAUUAGGGCUGUCGAAAGAUUAAUCGCAAUUAAUCACAUACAAAAUAAAAGGUUUUGGGCAUAAUAUAGCCUAUGUGUGUACACUGUGUGUAAUUAUUUUGUAUAUAUAAAUACACAUACAAGCAUGCAUCUAUUUCAGAAACAUUUACAUUCAUAUAUUUAUUUUUAUAUUAUAUAUACAUUUUUAAAAAUUAUACAUAAACUUUUACUUAAAUUUAUACAUGUAUGUGUGUAUUUAUAUAUACGUAAUAUUACACACAAUACACAAACAUAUAUUACACAAACUUUUAUUUUGUAUGCGAUUAAUCUUUUGACAGCCCUAAUUUUAAUACACAUUUAAUUUUUAAUAAUAUUUGUUUAUAUAUUUUAAAUGCUUUUGUAUUUUCUAUGUAUUUUUGAAAUAUGCAUCUAUAGCAUUUUUUUACUGAUUUUACUUCUGGUCCACAUGUUACACCAAAAAGAGUGUGAAGCACAAAGCAUUGUGGGAUACAAUACAAAUUUUUCUCCACUCUUUAUGACACAACAAAUAUCAUUCAGGUCACAUGACUACAAAAUUUCACAUAUGUACUGUACAGUAUACAUACGACAUAAUAUUAAAGGGGACAUUUCACAAGACUUUUUAAAGGGGACAGAGAAUGAAAAACAUGUUUACCUUGUCUUUGUUGAAUAAUGGUAGUCUACCUGCAUUCACGAACAUACAAAAAGCUCUAGACAUGCUAAACAUCUCAGUCUCAUAGAAAUUUCUCUUUUAGAAAUGUCAGCCAGAAAACGGCCCAAUCUGAAAAACUGAUGCUUAUGACAUCACAGGCAUCUCACUGCCCCUCCACUUUAAAAUAAUUGGCUUCAUUUUUUGAGUGGCAGCAAAGUCAGCCAAUCAAUAAUGAGAUUGCAAGUUAAGCCAGUAGGGGGAGCCAAAUAGGUGCAAAACCACUUGUUUAAAAUCCCCCACACUAAUAGAGCUUUCUGAGAGAGGUUUUUAGAAAGCUUCUGAGGCAUUACAGACCCAAACAAAACAUUUUUGUCUACAUGUCACAUCACAGAACAAGGAUAAAUACCCCCUUCAAUCAUUCUAUGUCACCUUAAAAGAUUUCAAAUAAAUCUUUGGUUUCCCAGAGUACAUAUGUAAAGUUUAGCUCAAUACACAAAAGAUUAUUUAUUAUAGCAUGUUAAAAUUGGCACUUAUUAGGUGUAAGAAAAAAUGGGCCGUUUUUGGGUGUGUCCUUUAAAAUGCAAAUGAGCUGAUCUCUGGAUCUGACAUCACAAGGGGAGGCAAAUUUCAAUGACCUAUUUCUUCACAUAUUGCAGAGGAUGGUUUAUCAAAACUAAGUUACUGAUCUUUUUUUUACAUUUUCUAGGUUGAUAGAAGCACUGGCGACCCAAUGAUAGCACUUAAACAUAAAAGUCAGAUUUUCAUGAUAUGUCCUCUUUAAAAAACAAAGGUACUUCAAGAAUCUUGAUGGUAUAGAUGAUACAUUUUUGUUUGGAUGGUUCCAUACAAAGCCUUUGAAAUCCGAAGAACCUUUCAGUUUAAAAAAAAAUUAUUUUAAAAGGUACCCAGACAGCAGACAACUCCAGGACGGAUCUGGGACAAAGUCAGCGGAUCAGGUGGC
This is a messenger RNA of Paramisgurnus dabryanus, 3029 nucleotides long. It is a transcript of the gene eva1bb, whose product is annotated as eva-1 homolog Bb (C. elegans). The record is from RefSeq and is a predicted model, not a curated record. NCBI's taxonomy places the organism in Eukaryota, Metazoa, Chordata, Actinopteri, Cypriniformes, Cobitidae.